AUAGAAACCCGAGCCGGAAGUGUCGGAGUGACGCAGCGCCUGGUUUCCGGUUUCCACAUGUAAACAACACCGCGCUUGGUCUCCUCUUCUCUUCCUCAACAUGUCCAUGGAGGAUCCGUUUUUCGUGGUCAAGGGGGAGGUGCAGAAGGCGGUGCUGUCAGCCCAGGGGCUCCACCUGCGAUGGGGCGAGCUGCUGCGGGCGCCUGGGGGCGGGGCCUCCCGGGAGGAGGCGGAGUGGACGACCAAUGAGCUGAGGAACAGCCUGAGGUCCAUCGAGUGGGAUCUGGAGGACCUCGACGAGACCAUCGGUAUCGUUGAGUCCAACCCGAAGAAGUUCAACCUGGACGCUCCGGAGCUCGCCAAGAGGAAGGCCUUCAUCAGCGCCACCCGGAAGGAGGUCCAGGAGAUGAAGGAGCAGAUGUCCAGUCCGGCCACCUUGUCCAUCCCUGACAAGAACAACAGACAGGGGCCGGGCGGGGGUCCGGGCGGGGACCGCUACACCAGACUGGACCAGCAGCUGCAGACGGCCAACAGCCUGUUCAUAGAGGAGCAGCACUCACAGCAGCAGCUGAUGGCGGAGCAGCAGGACCAGCAGCUGGAGCUGGUCUCAGGGACCAUCGGGGUCCUGAAGAACAUGUCGGAGCGGAUCGGCCUGGAGCUGGACGAGCAGGCAGUCAUGCUGGAUGACUUCACCCACGAGGUCGACAACACGCACUCCAAGCUGGACAACGUGAUGAAGAAGCUGGCGAAGGUGUCCCACAUGACCAGCGACCGGCGUCAGUGGUGUGCGAUCGGGGUCCUGCUCCUCAUCCUCCUGGUGGUCCUGAUGCUGUUCUUCAUCCUCUGAUCCUCCUCUUCAUCACAAGACAGUCUCCGCUCAGCCAGGAGACCCAAGACCCGGACUCCCUAGAGACCUGGACCCCCUAGAGACCCAGACCCCCGAGAGACCCGGACCCCCGAGAGACCCGGACCCCCUAGAGACCUGGACCCCCUAGAGACCCGGACCCCCGAGAGACCCGGACCCCCGAGAGACCCGGACCCCCUAGAGACCUGGACCCCCUAGAGACCCAGACCCCCGAGAGACCCGGACCCCCGAGAGACCCGGACCCCCUAGAGACCUGGACCCCCUAGAGACCCAGACCCCCGAGAGACCCGGACCCCCGAGAGACCCGGACCCCCUAGAGACCCAGACCCCCUAGAGACCCGGACCCCCUAGAGACCCGGACCCCCCCGGACCCCCUAGAGACCCGGACCCCCUAGAGACCUGGACCUGGUCUGGUCUAGUCUGUACUGGUCUCUACUGGUCCGGUCCAGACUCUACUAGACUCUCUUGCUCUGUUGUGACUGAUUAGGCUUGACUUGUCUCUCCUGGUGUCUCCGUCUCUCCUGGUCUCUCAGUCUCUCCCGGUCUCUCAGUCUCUGCUGGUCCCUCAUGGUCUCUCUCAGUCUCUCCUGGUCUCUCAGUCUCUCCUGGUCUCUCCUGGUCUCUCCCGGUCUCUCAGUUUCUCCCGGUCUCUCAGUCUCUCCUGGUCUCUCCAUCUCUCCUGGUCUCUCUCAGUCUCUCCUGGUCUCUCAGUCUCUCCUGGUCUCUCCUGGUCUCUGUCUCUCCUGGUCUCUCCUGGUCUCUCCGUCUCUCCUUGUUUCUCAGUCUCUCCUGGUCUCUCCCGGUCUCUCAUGGUCUCUCUGUCUCUCCUGGUCUCUCAGUCUCUCCUGGUCUCUCCUGGUCUCUCUCGGUCUCUCCUGGUCUCUCAGUCUCUCCUGGUCUCUCCUGGUCUCUCUCGGUCUCUCCUGGUCUCUCAGUCUCUCCUGGUCUCUCCUGGUCUCUCUCUGUCUCUCCUGGUCUCUCCUGGUCUCUCAGUCUCUCCUGGUCUCUCCUGGUCUCUCUCAGUCUCUCCUGGUCUCUCAGUCUCUCCCGGUCUCUCUCAGUCUCUCCUGGUCUCUCAGUCUUUCCUGGUCUCUCCUGGUCUCUCUGUCUCUCCUGGUCUCUCCUUGUCUCUCAGUCUCUCCUGGUCUCUCCUGGUUUCUCCUGGUCUCUCCUGGUCCAGUUAUUCCAACCCUCUGGUUGAUGUUUUAUUGUUUUAAUGUCUCCUCUGUCUGCCCUAACGUCACCACGGUAACGGUCCUUGACCGACUGGAGACACUGGGACAUACAAGGAGAGAGA
This is a messenger RNA of Gadus chalcogrammus (walleye pollock), 2162 nucleotides long. RefSeq names its product syntaxin 6 (gene stx6). Gene Ontology annotation, molecular function: SNAP receptor activity; SNARE binding. NCBI's taxonomy places the organism in Eukaryota, Metazoa, Chordata, Actinopteri, Gadiformes, Gadidae. Gene Ontology annotation, cellular component: endomembrane system; SNARE complex; synaptic vesicle membrane. The coding region runs from base 101 to 847 and encodes 248 amino acids. The transcript has 8 exons. Gene Ontology annotation, biological process: Golgi vesicle transport; vesicle fusion; intracellular protein transport. The record is from RefSeq and is a predicted model, not a curated record.